GACAAGCAGCAAAGAAAAUCAACACCCUGAUCUUUCCAUUCAAAAUAUUGGUUGUGAAUUUCAUCAGAAAAUGUUUGCUUUUUCAAUCCUUCUGGAAAUUGUUCAUUUCCAAGUGCUGGUCGAAAUGCAGGAGAUAUAUGAUUUACCAAAGCCGGUUGUGUCUCUGAAUCCAAAGUAUGAGGUGUUUUUAGAAGGAGAGACAGCAUCGGUGAAGUGUACCUGUCAAUGUCCAGUCACAAGGAUACACUCUUGUUACAGUGAUGAUCCCAGCUGCAGGUUCAUAGAUCUUUCUGAAGGACAAUGUGAAACAUCUUCACAAUUAAAACCCUCAAAGAGAGGUGAAUCAAGGUACACAUGUGAAUGUUUAUUCAUGUCGGUGAAUGGGACAUGGAGAAAAUCACCGUUGACUGACCCCAUUCUGAUACACGUCAAAGAUCAACUCUCCAAACCAAUUAUCAAAGUGCUGGCAAAUUCCGCUGUGAAUUCAAACACGGACAAUGUCAUGAUUUCCUGCAAGGGUGAGAUUCGGUCCAAAGGAGGAAUAUUCUACUUAUACAACAGCCAACAGGAAAAUUUUAUUCAGCAUCGUCAUGUGCCUGGUCUCGAAGAUGCCUCCACCUUUACCAUUAGUGCCCAUGAAUAUUCUUCUACAGGAAACUACAGUUGUCGAUAUCAAACAGAGGUUAAUGGGUGUCCCAUCCUUUCCCCGUUCAGCCAACCUGUUUCAGUCACAGAGAAAAGAGAGAUGGAACCCCCAUCAAAAGGCGCCAAGCCAGGAAUGUACACCGGACUGGGAUGUGCUGCUAUGAUCAUUAUUUUACUUGGGGUGCUGUGCCUCAUAAUUAUCAAGAAAGGUCGAAAUAAACAUCGAAAUGUUCAGAGGACUGCAUCGCGAACAGUUCAAAAUAGACACAGUAAAAACAAUGAUGGCAUCUGUGGCAACGCCAAUUUGAUCCAUUACAACCCCGCGGGCGAGUAUUCCGAUGUGGAUGACAAGAAAUGUGAAGGAGUUACUUAUGCAGUCUUGAACAUGGAUAAAAGUGAAUCUGCCUCAGUCGUCAGGGAAGAGCCCUGCGUGUACAUGGGCGUGAAAACAUAACAACCUUUGUACUCCCGCCUCCACGGUUGCAUUCUGCUUCUGUCAUGUUGCUUGCUGAAACUCAUCUGGUGAAUGAAUUCAGCCCACACCCCACUUUCCACCUACUGAUACAGCGGUAAUCCACACCUGGUUCCCUGAAUACUCAAAGUCGCUUUGGAGCAUUGCCAGAACUUGAAAUGCAGCAAGAUUUCCCCCGGAAGCCUCAUUCUGCACUCAGAAGGUUGGUCAGGCCGGAAUAUGAGAGAGAGUGAGUUCAGCAAGAUUUUCCUUGGUUUGGAAAGGUUUCCAUCUCAGUUAGAAAAGUAUAUGCCAACGGGGUCCAAUGCUGCAAAGAUUUAUGUACACCAGAGAAUACGCAUGGCAAAAAGCUUCCAGAAAAGUGAAAGCAUUUAGAUACACAAGAAAUAUAGAGGAAAAUAAUACACUGAUAAAUUCCUAAACAAAUGUUUAAAAUAAAAACAAAUAGGAGAUGUUAAGAAUAUCAAAUGAACAGGAAUAGGCCAUUCAGGCCCUUCAGCCAGUCCUGCCAGUAAUCUGUUACCCAACUCCGUAGAGCUACCUUUGGUCCCUAACUCUUUAAUACAUCUGCUUAACAGAAACGUAUCGAUAAUUUAAAUAAAAUAAAUCAAUCAGUAUCAAAA
Molecule: messenger RNA, 1740 nt
Organism: Hemiscyllium ocellatum (epaulette shark)
Lineage: Eukaryota; Metazoa; Chordata; Chondrichthyes; Orectolobiformes; Hemiscylliidae
Exons: 9
Coding region: 71-1099 (342 amino acids)
Source: RefSeq, a predicted model, not a curated record